AUGCCUCACGCCACAGAGGGCUCGUUCCCAAAUGAUGACAUCUUUUCAAGGCUGAUUGAGCUUGCUAAAGAGAGACAUGGAAUCAUUGUGGAUGAUCCGACGAUUGGCGUGCAAGCUACGUAUCCCCAGCUUCUUACGGAUGUUGAGCAUAUGCGUUUGAAACUGGUGGAAGGUCUAGGAGAAGAAAAUGAGUCAGUGAAUUCGAUCAUCAGUCAGAACUACCGCGUUGGUUAUGUUGGACAUUCGAGUUAUGAGUAUGCCGUUGCUGCGUUCGCCAUCUUGGCUCUUGGGGGUGUAGUUGUUCCUCUCCCGUUGACAAUCGAGGAACAGAACUAUGGAAAGGUCAUGGAGAAAUGCGACCUAAAAUGUAUCUUAGCAGCUCGCAACUUUGAGCACCAAGCUGCUACUUUUCAGAGAUGCGUCGAGUCGAGUCCGAUUGACGUGCUUCCGAUCGUGUUUAACACGUCGCAAAGCUCCCCAGUCUCUUCAUACGGAAUUGAUGAAUUAUUGGAAAUCCCCUCCAGCCAGCCCGGCUGGGUCAACUGGACAUCUGGUUCGACAGGCGUGCCCAAGGGAGCAAUUCAUGACCGCCGUCUCUUCACCAACUCACCGAAGCAGUUCGACGAAGCGACCAUUUCCCAUCGUCCAGCCUUUUACAUUGCCGGGACAUGGGCCAUGAUUCUAUCUCUUUUUAUCGGGCGACAUGUCUCCGUUGCUCCAAUGAAUGCCGGCCCCGACAUCCUCUGGGAGCGAAUUCGUCAGGGGGGCGUGACAACUGUCACAGCAACAGUUGCCUUCUAUGAUGCUCUUGCUAGGCAUUUCCGCAGUCAUCUAUAUAGCUCACCAGCGAGGGACGAGUACCUUCAAGGUGCCCGCGGUAUCAAGUCAGCUGCCAUUGGUGGCUCCAUGCCGGUGCCUUCUUUGUUGAAGUACUGGAGAGAUGUACUCGGGUGUCCUCUGAGUGUCGCAUGGGGGAGUACAGAAACUGGAGGCGUUAUAACUCUAGCGGACCCUGAAACAUCUAUCAAUGUCGAGAGAUGUAUCGGCAAGCUUGUAAACCCAUCACAUACCAUGAAGCUUUCCGAGGGCGACCACGGAGCCGUCUUGCUCAAAGGCCCGUCAACCUUCAAGGGUUACUUCGGCAAUGAGCCUCCAUAUGAAGAAAUUGUCAACAAAGAUGGGUUCCACAUGACAGGUGACUCUGCCCAUCGAGUCGGCUACCACUAUGUUUUUGACGGCCGAGCAAAGAGUGACUUCAUCAAAGCUGUGGGUGGCCCUGUUCCGGUCGUGUACAUGGAGAACGCCAUUUCAAAGCUCCCAUACAUAGAGGAGGUUUACGUGCUACCGGUAGCCGACAAAGCCGUAGGAAGCAGAGUAGGCGUUCUUGCUCGAUGCUCAGGAUCCGAACUCACUCUGAAACGCCUCCGUGAGGACCUCGUGGAAAUUGUUCCCGCGUUUAUGCUUCCUACGGCACUUCGUGUCAUGAGGGCUGGAGAAGACAUUGAGCGAGGUCACUCCGAGAAACUUGCGCGGUUACCUACCGUGGAAAAGUUCUUUGGUUUGAAUUCAACUGCAGAGCUAUGGGAUUUAGGGUUUUAA
Messenger RNA from Aspergillus steynii IBT 23096, 1599 nucleotides. RefSeq names its product class I adenylate-forming enzyme family protein. Bases 1 to 1599 code for a protein of 532 amino acids. Gene Ontology annotation, molecular function: medium-chain fatty acid-CoA ligase activity. Lineage: Eukaryota; Fungi; Ascomycota; Eurotiomycetes; Eurotiales; Aspergillaceae. Gene Ontology annotation, biological process: fatty acid metabolic process. The transcript has 5 exons. The record is from RefSeq and is a predicted model, not a curated record.